Molecule: messenger RNA, 1709 nt
Organism: Psammomys obesus (fat sand rat)
Lineage: Eukaryota; Metazoa; Chordata; Mammalia; Rodentia; Muridae
Gene: Lyl1
Product: LYL1 basic helix-loop-helix family member
Exons: 4
Coding region: 508-1344 (278 amino acids)
Biological process (GO): regulation of transcription by RNA polymerase II
Molecular function (GO): protein dimerization activity; DNA-binding transcription factor activity, RNA polymerase II-specific; RNA polymerase II cis-regulatory region sequence-specific DNA binding
Source: RefSeq, a predicted model, not a curated record
GUCUCCUGAGGGCUGGGGUCUUCCAGUGCCUAGGGGAGCAACAAGCCCUGAGGGGUGACUGGCCAGGACGGGGUGGGCCAGGAGGUGCACGCUCCGUGAUCCCUGCCCGCUGGUUUCCUCCCGGGUCAGCACGGCUCCUUAUCAGGCGUGGCCAGGCAGCCAGAGCCUUAUCUACACCGGCCCAGCAUCCUCUGGCCUCUGAGCCAGGGGGUAAGAGGGAGGAAGCUAGGCUGUCGGGGGCGGGGGGCGGUUAGGGCGGGCCGGUCCAGGAGCGGCUCACUUUCUCUUUGGGCACCCACCACCACGACUCUGAGCUGCUCAGGCCCUCCGGAGCCCGGGAGGUGGCGCAGCCCAGCUCUGAGAGGCCCAACCGGAGUACCUAGGGCACACUGGCCGGAGCGGACAGUGGAAACCGCCUCCUGACCUGGAUUGACAGCCCUGACCACACAGCCGGGCCCUCUGGGCUGCGGGAACUGCUACAGGGUUAGCGCUCCAUCCUCGGGGCCCAUGUGCCCACCCCAGGCCCAGGCAGAGGUGGGUUCCGCCAUGACUGAGAAGACUGAGAUGGCAUCUGCUUCUAGCCCAGCACCUGCUCCUCCCCCUAAGCCGGCCUCACCUGGGCCCCUGCCUGCAGAGGAGGUGGAGCAGAGAAACACCUGCACCCCCUGGCUGCCUCCAGGUGUGCCAGUUAUAAAUUUGGGUCACACCAGGCCCACAGGGGCAGCCAUGGCCACCACAGAGCUCAGUGCCCUUCGGCCCUCCUUGCUGCAGCUAGCGGCCUUGGGAACAGGUCCACCAGCCCUGGCCCUGCAUUACCACCCUCACCCCUUCCUUAACAGUGUCUACAUUGGGCCAGCAGGACCCUUCGGCAUCUUCCCUAACAGCCGGCUGAAGCGAAGACCAAGCCACGGUGAGCUGGACUUGGCUGACGGGCACCAACCCCAGAAGGUGGCUCGGCGCGUGUUCACCAACAGCCGGGAGCGCUGGCGGCAGCAGCACGUUAACGGCGCCUUCGCAGAGCUCAGGAAGCUGCUGCCCACCCACCCGCCCGACCGGAAGCUGAGCAAGAACGAGGUGCUGCGCCUGGCCAUGAAGUACAUCGGCUUCCUGGUGCGGCUGCUGCGAGACCAAGCGGCUGUGCUGGCCUCCAGCCCCAGCGCGCCCGGGCCCCGCAAGCCCCCUGCGCCCCGGGGCGCGGAGGGCGGCGCGCGCUGCGGGGCCGGACAGAGAGCGGAGGCUGCCUGCUCGCAGCCCGUGCUUCCUGGGGACUGCGACGGCGACCGCAACGGGUCGGUGCGACCCAUCAAGAUGGAGCAGCCGGCCCUGAGUCCUGAGGUGCGGUGACCUCGGGCAGUGGUGCCUCGCCUGCUGCUCAGUGAACUCCCUGCAAAAGGACCGAGGUCGCGCAGAUGAGGAAACGCCCUGCCGCUGUGGAAGGGUGAUGCCGACUGCAGGGGGCCCCCGCAGGCUUAAAGAAAUUCCCACAGCUACUUGAGGUGGCUUUGCCAGGGUCCUCUUACCUGGGCCGAGGCCAGACCAUCCACGAGGCGGCGGGGCCGCGGGGGAAGGGUGUCCGCGGCGCCCCCUGCCGGAGGGAGGCGGGAAGCCCCCUGGACCAGCGUGUGGGAGGACCUGCCCCUGCGAGCCCCGCUCGGUGCGCGGGAUCCUCCACCCUGUUAGCCAAGUUGACGAAGACUCGGGCACUCUUG